Molecule: messenger RNA, 174 nt
Organism: Strongylus vulgaris
Lineage: Eukaryota; Metazoa; Nematoda; Chromadorea; Rhabditida; Strongylidae
Source: the annotation of a GenBank genome assembly
AUGAUUCGUUCCAUGAUAGAUCAAUUUUUAAAGGCUGUCCAGAAAGCUUUUGAAAAGGCUCAAAAGUCAUGCACCACUAUACAAAUCGUUGAUGGCACUAUUGCUGAAGAGGGUACCCACGAACAACUGCUCAAUAAACACGGAAUUUACUACGAAAUGACCUUGUCAUCGUAG